AUGGAUUCAAACGGCCUGAUCGUGAGUUUCGGCGAUAUGUUAAUCGACUUUGUGCCGACGGUCUCUGGCUUGUUGUUGGCGGAGGCGCUGGGAUUCUUGAAGGCACCCGGCGGAGCUCCGGCUAACGUGGCGAUAGCGGUUGCGAGACUUGGUGGAAAGGCCAACUUCAUCGGCAAACUCGGUGAGGAUGAGUUAGGUCAGAUGCUUGUCGGUAUUCUGAAGGAAAACGGCGUCUCCGCCGCGGGAAUCCCCUUCGAUAAAGGAGCACGGACUGCCCUCGCUUUCGUCACCCUACGCGCUGAUGGAGAGCGUGAGUUCAUGUUGUAUAGGAAUCCCAGUGCUGACAUGUUGCUCACUCCCGAUGAAUUGAAUCUUGAACUCAUUAGUGGCGUGUUCAGUAGAGAUUAA
Messenger RNA from Fraxinus pennsylvanica, 408 nucleotides. Lineage: Eukaryota; Viridiplantae; Streptophyta; Magnoliopsida; Lamiales; Oleaceae. The record is from the annotation of a GenBank genome assembly.